Yarrowia lipolytica CLIB122 is the source of this 2859-nucleotide messenger RNA. RefSeq lists its product as uncharacterized. Gene Ontology annotation, molecular function: nuclear export signal receptor activity; small GTPase binding. Gene Ontology annotation, cellular component: nuclear envelope; cytosol. The record is from RefSeq and is a predicted model, not a curated record. Lineage: Eukaryota; Fungi; Ascomycota; Dipodascomycetes; Dipodascales. Gene Ontology annotation, biological process: protein export from nucleus; protein import into nucleus.
AUGACUGAAUUCGAAACGGUCGUCGCGCUGCUCAAGCAGUCGCAGCUGCCUCAAUCUGCCCGAUCAGCCGAGCAGCAGCUCAAGGAGCUGGAGGAUCAGGCGGACUUUCCCAUUGUCAUGUUGCAUGUCGUGGCUGCCCAGAAUCUGGAGGAAUCAACUCGUCUGGCCGCUGCGCUCUUCUUCAAAAACUUUCUCAAGCGAAAGUGGGUCAAUUCUGACGGCCAGCAUCUUCUGCAGCCUUCCACGGUCAAAACUGUCAAGGAUGAGGUGGUUGGUCUGAUGAUCUCGCUUCCCGAGCGUCUCCAGAUCCAGCUGGGAGAGUCUGUCUCCAUCAUUGCCGACUCAGACUUCCCCCACAAUUGGGAGGACCUGGUGUCAUCACUGGUGGCCCGAUUGAGCCCCACAGACAUGGUCACCAACAACGGCAUUCUGACAGUGGCCCACUCCAUCUUCAAGAAGUGGCGACCACUCUUCUCGUCGGACGACCUGAACCGUGAGAUUCUGCUGGUGCUCAACCAGUUCACAGAGCCCUACAAGCAACUGUGCGAGGAGGUGGAUCGCCAGAUCGAGGCUAACAGCAACAACAAAGCCCAGCUCGACAUCCUUUUCCGAGUCCAGUUCAACAUCUUCAAGAUCUUCUUUGAUCUCAACUGCCAGGACAUUCCCGCCUUCUUUGAAGACAAUCUCGACUACUUUAUGAACCUGCUCAAAAAGUACUUGUGCUACACAAAUCCUCUGCUGGAGGACCCCGAUGAGGACGACGAAGCUGGCAUUCUCGAAAAGGUCAAAGCCUCCAUUUGCGACGCCAUCCAGCUCUACUCGCUGCGAUACGAGGAGUUCUUCGGCACCUACCUUAAUGGCUUUGUGGAAACCGUGUGGAACCUGCUGACCAACACCUCCACACAGCCCAAGUACGACAUUCUCGUUUCGCGAGCACUCACCUUCCUGACUUCCGUCGCCAAGGUGCCCCGACACACAAACAUGUUCUCCUCCCCCGAGGUGCUGAAGCAGCUCAUUGAGAAGAUUGUGGUGCCCAACAUGAGUCUGCGAGAGUCCGACGAGGAGUUGUUUGAGGAUGAUCCUCUGGAGUACAUUCGACGAGACCUUGAGGGAUCCGACUCCGAUACUCGGCGACGAGCAGCCACCGAUUUCCUGCGAGAGCUCAACGAUAAGGCGGAGUCUUCUGUCACAAAGGUUGCUCUGGAGUAUGUGGAGCAGUUCCUCAACCUGUACAAGCAAGACCCUGCCUCUAACUGGAAGGCCAAGGAUACUGCCAUUCAUCUAUAUUCGAGUAUCGCGGCAAAGGGUGCUGUCACCUCUUCUGGUGUGACUUCCAUCAACCUCACUGUCGACAUUCUGUCCUUCUUCUCCGAGAACAUUGCGCCUGAUCUCAUGAACGACUCCGCAAAUCCCAUUCUCAAGGUCGAUGCCAUCAAGUACAUCUACACCUUCCGAAACCAGCUGUCUCGAGACCACCUGAUCCAAGUGUUCCCUGUGCUGAUGAAUCAUCUGCUGUCAACCAAUUAUGUGGUUUGCACCUACUCUGCUGUUACUGUGGAACGACUGCUUGCUAAGAACGUGUUUGACAAGACUGAGGUUGCCGAGAUUGCCCAGCAGCUGCUCCCUAAACUGUUUGAGCUCAUUGCCGCAGGAGGUACCCCCGAAAAGAUCUCUGAGAACGAGUAUCUCAUGAAGUGCAUCAUGCGAAUCCUGCUUGUAGCUGGAUCCGACGUGGCUACCGGCGAUGCAGGCAAGCAACUGCUCCAGCAGCUCAUUGGCAUUCUGCAGGAGAUUUGUAAGAACCCCUCCAACCCCCGAUUCAACCAUUACACCUUUGAGUCCAUUGGAGUGCUUCUUAAGUACACCGUUCCCGUAGUUGGCUUUGCAGCUGUCCAGGAUAUCGUUUCUCCCACCUUCCUGACCAUUCUGGAGCAGGACAUCGCCGAGUUCUCGCCCUACGUGUUCCAGCUGCUAGCGCUGAUUCUGGAACUGUCUCCUUCCAUCGACUCUCUGCCCCCUGCCUUCCAACAAUUGGCUCGAACUUUGGUUGUGGCUCAGCUGUGGGAGUCUCGAGGAAACGUUCCUGCUCUGGCGCGUCUCCUGAAGGCAAUCAUCUCCAAGAACGGCUCUAUUUAUGAGGAAAACUUGCUUGCUCUGUUGGGUGUUUUCCAGAAACUCAUCUCGUCACGGGUCAACGACGAGUUUGGCUUCGACCUUCUCCAAGCCAUCAUGCUGCACAUUUCCCCCCAGGUUUUGCAACCCCAUCUUAAGGAUAUUGCUGUCAUUCUGCUGAUGCGACUGCAGGGUUCUCGAACCGAAAAAUUUGUGAACCGGUUCGCCUACUUUGUGGUCUUCCUUGCUGCCACUGCUCCCACUCCCUCUUUCCCUAUCACCUUUAUUGAUCAGGCUGAGAAGGGCGUGUUUGGCACAAUCUGGGGCCAAUUUUUGGUCAACGCUGUUCCCAACGUUCAGGGUCCUCUUCAGCGAAAGACCGCCGCCAUCGGUUGCACCAAGCUGCUGACUGGCACACCUGAGUUCCUCGGAGGCGAAUACUCGUCUCUGUGGCCCACCACUCUGGAGAAGCUGGUGCAGCUGCUCAACUCUGAGAUCUCCAAGAGCACCGAGGAGGUUUCUCCGGAGGUUGAUCUGGACUCGCUGUCAUUCGGCUCUUCUUUCAACAAGCUGUCUACAUGCACCCCCAAGCCUACUGAUCCUCUGCCUGAUAUUCGGGAUGCCAAGCAGUUCUUCGUUCAGCAGUUGCAGGCCGCCAACAACCAGACUAACGGCCAGGUGAACCAGCUGAUUGGAAACAGCAGUGAGGCUGUUAAGACUGCUCUGCGAGACUUUGGAUAUGCUUAA